Molecule: messenger RNA, 810 nt
Organism: Cutaneotrichosporon cavernicola
Lineage: Eukaryota; Fungi; Basidiomycota; Tremellomycetes; Trichosporonales; Trichosporonaceae
Exons: 3
Coding region: 1-810 (269 amino acids)
Biological process (GO): U4 snRNA 3'-end processing; poly(A)-dependent snoRNA 3'-end processing; nuclear mRNA surveillance
Cellular component (GO): nucleolus; nuclear exosome (RNase complex); cytoplasmic exosome (RNase complex)
Source: RefSeq, a predicted model, not a curated record
AUGCGGCAAGACGGACGAAAGAACAACCAACUCCGCCCAAUGCGCGCGGUGCUUGGCGAGUUGGAUCGCGCUGACGGUUCGGGACGAUUCGAGUUCGGUCCCGCCGCCGCCGCCCUCGCAUCCUUCACCGGCCCGAUCGAGGUACGCAUUCGCGACGAGCGCAUCGAUGGAGCCACCCUCGAGGUCAUCCACCGCCCGCUCGACGGCAUUGGUGCCACCCCCUCCCGCGCACUCGAGGACGCCCUCCGCGCCUCCUUCACUCCUAUACUUGCACUGAACCGUUUCCCCCGCUCGCUGGUCCAGCUCGUCGUCCAGAGCCUCAUCCCAGCCACCACACAAACUUCGUCCCCUCCAUGGAUCGAAGAGAAAGUCACCUCCUGGCCUCCCACCACUUACCCUCCAUCAAAUGGAACGCCUCUCUCUCUUUCGGGAGGUAUGGUGUCACGCGCAGCGGUGUUCAACGCCGCCUCCCUCGCGGCCAUGCACGCUGGAAGCGUCGGCAUGCGCGCCGUUCCCCUCGCGGUUGGUGUUGCACUCGUCGAUGGCGAGUACGUUCUCGAUCCUAGUGCGGAGGAGGAGGCAGCUGCCGACGCACGAUUCGGCUUCGGGUGGGCUUUCGGCGCGGGCGUGUCCUCCGCCAAGGAUCGGAUGGACGAAGACGAGGAGGCCGAGAGCUUGUGGAUCGAGGCAGAGGGAACGUUUACCCGGCAGCAGUUCAAUGAGGCACGCGAGCUCGGACACCGUGGAGCUAGGGAGGUGUUUGCAUUCGUGCAGGGCGAGUUUGAGAGCUUCUUCGAGCGGCAAGUGUAG